This is a messenger RNA of Panicum hallii, 1936 nucleotides long. RefSeq names its product proline transporter 1-like. The coding region runs from base 203 to 1591 and encodes 462 amino acids. Gene Ontology annotation, cellular component: plasma membrane. The transcript is spliced from 8 exons. The record is from RefSeq and is a predicted model, not a curated record. Lineage: Eukaryota; Viridiplantae; Streptophyta; Magnoliopsida; Poales; Poaceae.
GGGGAAUCCAGUGACUGAUCUUUCAAGACCAAAGGUCUAGUAUUGGUGGUUACUGGUCACACAAACUUUCUCUUAGCUAUGCUUAUCAAUGGAAAUAAGCUUUUGGAUUUUGCGAGGACAAGACAGCUUUAUUCGUCGCCCGGAAUCGGCAUCAUGGCUCUUGCGAUUUCUUUGCCUGCCUAUAUAUGCAGAGUGUUAGGCCAUGCCCCUCCUGGGCCGUGCAAGCUCAGCUCAUCUGGAAGGAGGAGCUGACAAGAGGAGGGAAACAAUGGCGAGUUCUUCCAUGGACACUGAAGCUGCAGGCCAGGAGCUCAAGGGCGGUGGCUACACCGUCGCAGCUACUGCUCAUGCAGUGGACUCAGACUCGUGGCAGCAGGUGGGGCUGCUGCUGGUGAUCGGCUUCAACUGCGCCUACGUGCUGAGCUUCUCCAACCUCAUGAUGGCGCCGCUGGGCUGGGGCUGGGGCGUCGCCUGCCUGCUGCUCGUCGGCGCCGCCGCCUGGUACGCCAACUGGCUCCUCGCCGGCCUCCACUUCAUCGACGGCCAGAGGUUCAUCCGGUACAGGGACCUCAUGGGCUUCGUCUUCGGGAGGAAAAUGUACUACCUCACUUAUUUCCUGCAGUUCACCACUCUGCUUCUCUGCAACAUGGGAUUCAUCUUACUUGGUGCAAGAGCACUCAAGGCAAUCAACGUGGAGUUCACCCACUCCCCUGCUAGGCUCCAGUGGUUCAUCACCGCGACGGGAAUCAUCUACUUCGCCUUCGCCUACUUCGUGCCGACGAUUUCUGCCAUGAGGAACUGGCUCGCCACGUCGGCGGCGCUGACGUUAGCAUACGACGUCGCUCUGCUGGCCAUCCUAAUCAGAGAUGGGAAAUCGAACAAGCAGAAGGACUACAACGUCCAUGGCAGCCCAGCCGAGAAGGUGUUCAACGCGCUGGGCGCCGUCGCCGCCAUCCUCGUCUGCAACACGUCCGGGCUGCUCCCGGAGAUACAGUCGACGGUGCGAGAGCCGGCGGUGCGCGGCAUGCGGCGGGCGCUGCUGCUGCAGUACACCGCCGGCGCCGCCGCCUACUACGGCAUCAGCGUGGCGGGGUACUGGGCGUACGGGUCGGCGGUGUCGGAGUACCUCCCCAACGAGCUCGGUGGGCCGCGGUGGGCCGCCGUGCUCAUCAACGCCACCGCCUUCCUCCAGAGCGUCGUCUCCCAACACCUGUUCGCGGUGCCGAUCCACGAGGCCAUGGACACGCGGCUGCAGCGGCUGGAGGAGGGCAUGUUCUCCCGGUACAACCUGACGCGCCGCUUCUUCGCGCGGGGGCUCAUCUUCGGCUUCAACAUCUUCGUCACCGCGCUGUUCCCCUUCAUGGGCGACUUCGUCAACCUCUUCGGCUCCUUCGCCCUCGUCCCGCUCACCUUCAUGUUCCCCAGCAUGGUCGUGCUCAAGAUCAAAGGGAAGAGUGGUGGGAGAUGGAGCAGGCUUUGGCACUGGGGCGUCAUCGUUUUCUCCUCUGUUCUCUGCGUCGCAACCACCGCCGCCGCCGUUCGUUUGAUCUUCAACAAUGCCAGGAUCUACCACUUCUUCGCCGACAUGUAGGGGGAGUGAAAACAUGAUGGAAGUGAUAGUUACAUGGUGCCGCCUUUUAGGUUAACGGCUUAUCGCCUCUUAUAAGGUGUUUAGUUUGAGGGGUAGGACGAUUAAAUACCUUCUCGCUCUUUUCAUUUUUGUUUGGUUUGAGAAGUGGAAUGACCACCUCAUCCUUGACAAAUGCAUGAUUUGGAUGAGGUGAUUCCUCAAACCAAACAUCAUUUUGUAUGAAAGACGAAUGUUUCGCACGUGCCGAAUUCAGUAACCCUUGCAAGGACCAAGAAUAUUACACAAGAAUAAUGGACCAUAAUGGAUUGACGGGUUCAUAAAAGAUUAAACAUUGUGAUAGUCGCA